GGUACAUUUCGUAUAAAUUUAAAGAAUCGCAUCACUGGCGGCGAAACGCUGUUGAGGACAAGUACGAUGUCUGGUGAAAAACGUACGUGACGUUGCUCUCUCCCUGUGCUGUCUCUACAUGCUGCCACCUCUUAUUGCAUUGCGCUGCAACUGUGCAGAGUGCGUUUCCUCAUUUUAAUCGCCAACUGACGUUGUGACACUUUGACUCUGCUGCUUCAUCGCAUCGACGGCACUUUCGACUGUGUCAUGACCACUUUAGUUACGAACAAGGAGGUGGCGGCCGCGCCUGCCAUCGUCGAAAAGGGGGAAGAGGAGGAGCACCCGCUUCAGACGGGAUGGUCGCUCUGGUACGACAAGAAGAUGCCCAAGAAGAUUGACGUGGGAACAUACCAGUCGAACUUGCAGAAAAUUGCCACUUUCAACACGGUGGAGGACUUCUGGCGCCACUACAUCCACGUGAAGCGUCCGUCGCAGCUGAGCCGUGACGUGAACUUGUACCUGUUCCGUGACCAGCCGAAUUGCGCCCCGAUGUGGGAGGCGUUCCCUCAGGGUGGCUGCUGGAUCCUCAAGAUCAAGAAGAAAGCCAACGUGCUCGGUAAGAUGUGGCAAGAUCUGGUCUUCGCCGCUAUCGGUGAGGCUUUCGAGCAGCUGGACGUCGUGGGCAUUGCCAUGGCUAUCCGCUCCAAGGAGGACAUGCUGUCCGUUUGGAACGCUGACAACUCGGACGACAACACUCGCUUCGCCAUCGGUGAGAAGCUGAAGGAGAUCCUGAUGCUCGACUCGAACACGCUGGUGGAGUACAAGUUCCACGCGAACUCCAUCCGGGACAUGUCGACCUUCCGUAACGCGAAGCCCUACGUCUUUGCUGCUGCGACGCCGGCCACGAUCAACUAAACUUCGAGAGGUCAUGCCUACAUCCCGAGCAUUAGUUUAACUGCAAGCAAGCAGUGCGCGUCAGGGCCAGCCACAGCCUCAACGCAAUAGAAAGCGGAGAAGUCUUACGCGAAUAUUCGUGUAUUGGCAUCCAUUCUGCACACCUCCGCGUUCUUGCUUUAAAUGAUGCUUUUCUUUUUGUAGUUUUGUGUUACUGUUUUAUUAAUCAUCCCUUGCACG
Phytophthora nicotianae INRA-310 is the source of this 1113-nucleotide messenger RNA. RefSeq lists its product as hypothetical. The transcript is spliced from 5 exons. The record is from RefSeq and is a predicted model, not a curated record. Gene Ontology annotation, molecular function: RNA 7-methylguanosine cap binding; translation initiation factor activity. Gene Ontology annotation, cellular component: eukaryotic translation initiation factor 4F complex. NCBI's taxonomy places the organism in Eukaryota, Oomycota, Peronosporomycetes, Peronosporales, Peronosporaceae. Gene Ontology annotation, biological process: translational initiation. Bases 247 to 894 code for a protein of 215 amino acids.